GGGAGCGUCAGUAGCCUGCUCGUGCUGCUUUCGCGGCAAAAAGGAUUUGGCGCGCAAACGUGUGCGAGGCCGGGACCAGCUGGGAACAAUAACAGUGGCUGAGUUGAGCGCGAGCGGAUCGGCUGAGCUCGCUGGUGGAAAAGACGGGCGGGGAAAAAAAAAAAGCUUCCAUUGGAUUUUGGCCGGGGCGGGGAGAAUCUCGGAGAGACCCGAGUGGAAGAAAGCUGGGCAGCUGGGAAGUCAGCGCUGGCCCGGAGAGAGUGGAUGGAAGAGCGCCCCGCGAUGUGCUGCUGCCUGUAACCCCCCCACCCUCCCUUCCUCUUCCCCUUCCCCUUCCCCUUCCCCCCCGAGCGGCGCCAGACAAGGACUCGCCGAUGUCCUGCACAGCCGCUCUGCUGCUCUCCCUUCUCGCUCUCGCCUUCCAACUUACGGCCUUGGCUGGAUGCGGCUCCUCCGGACACCAUUUCCCGGGCCUCUGCUCUUAAAAGAGGAUGGGGCGUGUUCCAUCCUACCAGCCUCUGCCAUCCGGUGUCUCCCUCCACCGCAGCGGCCGGGACGAUGACAUUAGUCCGCUGAGGCGACUCUGAUUCCGGGGUGGGGGGACUCAAGACGGGGGGGACAGUUUCGAUUUCCUGCGGUGUGUGGAGAAGAGGGGGGGCAACCCGGGCUCCCAACCCCCCACCCCCACUCCACCCCCGCCCUGCCUUCCUCCAAGUCCUCGGGCAUGUGAGUCCCAGCGCUUUGUGCCAUGUCUCUGGAGGGGCUGGAAGUAACUCAGAAUGUGGCAGAUCUGGAAGCCUUGCUGAGGGGAGCGGAGGCCAUCCAUGUGAUGGAACAGCAGAUUGUGAUCAUUUCCACUCCAGACCAGCUCCCCGCGUCCGAAGGAGACCACGACACCGAGCUGCUGCUCUUUGCCACUCCACAGCCCGCCAGAUUGGAGACUGUAACGCAGAGGCCUGCUCUGGAACGGCCACCGGUAAAACGGAAAUUGAAUUUGGAGACUGACCAUCAAUACAUUGCAGACCAUGCUCAGGUGGCUCGAGGAAAAGCAAAAAAUCCUAUAAAAGGUUUAAAGUCUCCUGGAGAGAAAUCCCGCUAUGAAACGUCUCUCAACUUGACCACCAAGCGCUUCUUAGAGCUAUUGAGUCAGUCUCCUGAUGGUGUUGUGGAUCUCAACUGGGCUGCUGAAGUACUAAAGGUGCAGAAGAGGCGUAUUUAUGACAUAACAAAUGUCCUGGAGGGCAUCCAGCUCAUCACCAAGAAAUCCAAGAACCAUAUCCAAUGGCUGGGGAACCGGACUUCUGUGGCGGGCACCAAUAAGAAUCAAGUGUUAAUGAAGGAACUACAGGAUCUUCAAGCAGCAGAACAGCAUCUGGACAGCCUCAUCCAGAUGUGUACUACUCAAUUCAAGAUCCUUACUGAGGAACCUGAAAACAAGCAUUCAGCUUAUGUGACUUGCCAAGAUCUACGCAACAUUGCAGACCCCUCAGAGCAGUUGGUGAUGGUCAUCAAAGCCCCCCCUGAGACACAGAUGCAAGUCUCUGAUCCUGCAGAGGCUUUCCAGAUUGCUGUGAAAAGUACUCAGGGCCCUGUUGAUGUGUUCCUGUGCCCAGAAGAAAGCUCUGGUGUCUGUAGUCCUACCAAGAGUCCAUUGAAAGUGGCUCCUGAGGAGCCUUCUUCACAACCUUCACAAACAACACCCUCUGUGCUUCUACACCCUUCUCAGGAUACAAGUUUGCCAUUGCUGAGUGGAGACCAAGAACCUUUGUUAUCUGGAGAGACUACACUGCCUCUGAAGUGUCCCGGGGAUGAUGUAAACCUCUCACCACUGGCUUCCGUGGAUGCCUUGCUUCUGCAGGGCAAGGAUGACUUCUCAAGUUUUCUGCCCUCUGAAUUCAUUGCACUUUCACCACCCCAGACUCAGGACUAUCAUUUUGGCCUCGAGGAGGGUGAAGGCAUCAGUGAGCUCUUUGACUGUGACUUUGGAGAUUUCACCUCCUUGGAUUUCUGAAUAUCCUCGGAUUGGGGAAAGAGGAGCACCACCUGGUCAACUCUACCCCACCACGGGGGGGAUCUUCUUGCAGCUGACAUCUGAACCUAAUUCCAGGGCUAGUUGUCAUCUUCAGGGCCAGUGUGCUGUAAAUCAGAUGCCAGGGAAGAAAAAUGGCAGAAUGUGGGUCUGGCAUCAAUGACAGUGAGAGCACUCAACUCCUGGAAGGGUUGCUGCCUUUUGCUGGCCAUCUCCCUGUAAUUGAGGGAGAUGGCUGUGAAGCUAAUUGCUGCUGUGAAUGUUGCAAGCUUGUUUUUGUGAGCUGAUUGAGAGACAGCAGGCAUCACCUCAAGCCUGCUGUGCCCAGGCCCAGAGUAGUAAUAAUACUUAGGAAUAGGGAGUAGGGUCAUCUUGAUUCUCUGGUGCCAUGUUUGGAAUCUAUAGGGAUAGCUUUAGAGAUGCUGUUGCAGCAGCCUAGUUAUUCUUGUUGAACCACUCCUUUCCCUGAAUUUCACUUUAGAUAAUACUUGGCUGUGGGCAGGGCCCCUAUUUUUAUCAGGUUCUUAAUUUUCUAUGUUGUGAGCAAUUUCUCAGUCUUGGCUUAGAAAAACACGAUGGUCAGAAGCUAUCCUUAGAAGAGGGGGCCCCUCCAUUCCUGUUUUGGUUGUAUGGCAGAAGCACUGAGCACAUUAUUGUGAGGGACACCUUUCUGCCAGGCAGCGAUGGGAGAAGGUGACCAGAAUGGUACUUCUCAGAACAGUCAUUGAUCUGUCCUCUUGCAGUCUAUCUCUAUCUGUUUGGCUGGCAUUUUUACCUUUACCUAGGACUGGGAAAUUCUGUAUGCUGGCAAAUGAUGAACCAGAGAUUUGCAACUCAGUAGUUAAACAAUGGUCAAGUAGAAGAAAGAAAACCAACUGGAUGGAUAGCAUGGGUGAUACAAUGGGAGCCUUUUGUUAAAUAUGCUGCUCAAACUAGUGAAAGGUAAUGGGUAAUUGGAUAUGUUAGAAAAGUGGGCAUUUUUUAAAAAAAUUGCUCUUUUUUUAAAAAAAAUGCCCUGGUUGAAAAGGAGAAACUGGCUUUCAAAUAUGAGGCACCAAGAAUGGUGGGGUGAAUUGUUUCUGGAUGCCGAUGCAAACAUUUUUUUUUUUCUUUUUCCUCAUAAGCCUCGCCAUAAAGCUUUAAGGAGGGUCCUGUACAGAUUAUUUAUUUAUUUUGGGUGUUCCUCACCACCCACUAUGGAUAUUAUUUUGUGGAAAUUCCGUUCCCUGGUAGAAUACAUCUAUAUCUAUCUGGGGAUGUGAUGGGUUUUUAUUAUGAUGAUUUUUUUUUCAUAGUGAGGUGCUCAGUCUGCUCAGCUGUCUUUAGGUUUAGAGCAGACAGCCAGCAAGGCAGAGGGGAUACUGCUUGUCGUAGGAAAUGAAGUUACUGGAACGUUUUGCUUCAGCAGGAGGAAAGGGAGAGUUGCUGGCUAUUCUCCAUAAUCGUAAGGGAGGUUAACCCUACACAUUAUUGUGAGACAGCAACCAACCAAUGCCUUUGUUUGCCCCUUUCCUGUAAAGUGAAGGGAAAAACACUGACUCUUUCUCUUUAUUAUCCCAAUCCCCAUGCUAAGCAUAAGGUGCGUCCAGAAAUCAUGGAUUCAUAUUAUUUAUUUAUUAUUUAUGUGGCUCCAUCCAGUGUUCCUGGAAGAUAAAGGAUAGUGACAGAGAGAAAUAUGGGUGCAUGAACUCAACACGUCCAGGUAUGUGGAAAGAGACCUUUUAAGUAUCCGAUUAGAAUUGCUGACCUAGCAAAUGGCAGCAGAGGACCAGGGAACAAGUAGGUUGUAGUCAGAGAGCCUUGAAUGGUGAAGAGAUUCAAUGUCUCAUCAAUAUGUUGAGAUAGUAUGACUGGUCAAGACAAGUGAACUGAAAUGCUAUUUAUUCAUAGAGGAUGGACAGCAGGUUCAUCUUGUAGAACAGUAUUUCUCCACUUCAUUCAUUUUAAGGUGUGCAGACUUUUAACUCCCAGAAUUCCUCAGCCAUUCAAUGCUGGGAAUUGAAGUCCACGCAUCUUAAAGUUGCUGAGAUUG
Messenger RNA from Thamnophis elegans (Western terrestrial garter snake), 4061 nucleotides. RefSeq names its product E2F transcription factor 1 (gene E2F1). Gene Ontology annotation, cellular component: Rb-E2F complex. The transcript has 7 exons. Gene Ontology annotation, molecular function: DNA-binding transcription factor activity, RNA polymerase II-specific; RNA polymerase II cis-regulatory region sequence-specific DNA binding; protein dimerization activity. Bases 749 to 2011 code for a protein of 420 amino acids. Gene Ontology annotation, biological process: regulation of transcription by RNA polymerase II; G1/S transition of mitotic cell cycle. The record is from RefSeq and is a predicted model, not a curated record. NCBI's taxonomy places the organism in Eukaryota, Metazoa, Chordata, Lepidosauria, Squamata, Natricidae.